AUGGAGAAAAAGCUAAGGGAGCUGAUCGAGCAAGUUGAAGGGCUUAAGAAACAAGCAACUCCAGAUGCCUACUCACUGGUCGGCCAUCACCCCUAUCCGCCUGAGAUCAUAACAGCACAGCUUUCGGUAGGGUUCAAACCAUCUCCCUUUGACCGGUAUGAUCGGACUACCGACCCGACCGAGCACAUCAACUACUUCAACGCAAUGAUGACCAUGUACGGCGGGACUGAGAUUGUUUCUUGCCGAGCUUUCCCCUCGUCCCUAAAGGGUACGGCAACUUCUUGGUUCUCAUGGCUACCGUCGAACUCUAUUACAAGCUUUGCCCAACUUUGUCGAGCCUUCGUCACGCAUUUUCAAAGUAGCAUGAAGCAUAAGAAGACAACGGUGAACCUCCUCAGCAUGAAACAGAGGUCAGACGAGUCAAUCAGGUCGUACAUCUCCCGGUUCAAUAAAGAAUCCCUAGAUCUUAGAGACCUGGAUGAGGCCACAGCUCACACCGCGAUGAGCAAUGGACUUACACAUGAAGACCUGAUCAAGGACUUGGCUCGAAAGCCGACCAAAAGUAUGGCCAAGCUCCUUGACAGGUGUAAUGAGUUUGCAAACAUGGAAGACGUUCUCCAAGCACGCAAGGGGAAUGAAAAUGAGGGAGAGAAGAAAAGGUCAGCGACCGAUCACCAAAGGGAUGAAAAGCGGACCAAGACUGACCGCAGAGCCGAGAGCUCAGACCGAGCUCAGAGUCCCGAGUACACUCCCUUAAACGUAUCACGGAAGGAAAUUUUGAUGCAAAUUCAAGACGAUGGGUACAUACGCUGA
Telopea speciosissima is the source of this 813-nucleotide messenger RNA. RefSeq lists its product as uncharacterized. Bases 1 to 813 code for a protein of 270 amino acids. Lineage: Eukaryota; Viridiplantae; Streptophyta; Magnoliopsida; Proteales; Proteaceae. The record is from RefSeq and is a predicted model, not a curated record. The transcript has a single exon.